Messenger RNA from Orcinus orca (killer whale), 3454 nucleotides. RefSeq names its product RAB11 family interacting protein 4 (gene RAB11FIP4). Gene Ontology annotation, cellular component: endocytic vesicle; recycling endosome membrane; midbody. The transcript is spliced from 15 exons. The coding region runs from base 190 to 2106 and encodes 638 amino acids. NCBI's taxonomy places the organism in Eukaryota, Metazoa, Chordata, Mammalia, Artiodactyla, Delphinidae. The record is from RefSeq and is a predicted model, not a curated record. Gene Ontology annotation, biological process: regulation of cytokinesis; endocytic recycling. Gene Ontology annotation, molecular function: calcium ion binding.
CCCCCGCCCGCCCCGAGCCGCGGGGCUGCGGCGCCGCUGCUGACACGGCUCGGCCGCCGCCGCCACCGGGCGGAGGCUGCGCGUCGCAGCGCCGGGCGGAGGGCGCGCGGCGAUGGCGGCGGCGGCGGCGGCGCGGGGCGAGCGGGCGCGGCGGGCGCGGGGCUCGGGCUAGCCGCGGGGCCGGGCCGGAUGGCGGGCGGCGCGGGCUGGGCAGGCGCCCCCGCGGCUCUGCUGCGCUCGGUGCGCCGCCUGCGCGAGGUGUUCGAGGUGUGCGGCCGCGACCCCGACGGCUUCCUGCGCGUGGAGCGCGUCGCGGCGCUCGGACUGCGCUUCGGCCAAGGCGAGGAGGUGGAAAAACUGGUGAAGUAUUUGGAUCCCAACGACCUGGGGAGAAUCAACUUCAAGGACUUUUGCCGAGGGGUGUUCGCCAUGAAAGGCUGUGAGGAGCUGCUGAAAGAUGUGCUGGCCGUGGAGAGCGCUGGGACACUGCCCUGCGCGCUGGAGAUCCCAGACUGCGUGGUGCAGGGCAGCGAGGUGCCAGACCCCACCUUUGCUGAUGGCGAGCUCCUCCCCAGGGAGUCCGGCUUCUUUCCUGUGGAUGAGGACGAGGCCAUGACGCUGGCCCCGCCCGAGGGCCCCCAGGAGUCGGACAUGGACGGCCCCGCGGAGAGCAGCCGGAGCCUGGAGGGGCCGGUCGGGAUUCCUGCCGAGGAGAAGGAGGCAGGGCUCGGGGGCCUGUUCCUUCCAGAGGACAAGUCCCUGGGCCACACUCCGUCCGUGACCACGUCGGACCUCUCCACACACUCCACCACCUCACUCAUCAGCAACGAGGAGCAGUUCGAAGAUUACGGGGAGGCGGAUGACGUGGACUGUGCCCCCAGCAGCCCCUGCCCUGACGACGAGACCAGGACCAACGUCUACUCGGACCUGGGCUCGUCGGUGUCCUCCAGCGCGGGGCAGACGCCUAGGAAGAUGCGGCACGCGUACAACAGCGAAUUGCUGGAUGUUUACUGCUCUCAGUGCUGCAAGAAAAUCAACUUGCUCAAUGAUUUGGAAGCCCGACUGAAAAACCUGAAGGCCAACAGCCCCAACCGGAAGAUCUCUAGCACAGCCUUUGGACGGCAGCUCAUGCACAGCAGCAACUUCAGCAGCAGCAAUGGCAGCACCGAGGACCUGUUCCGGGACAGCAUCGACUCCUGUGAUAACGACAUCACUGAGAAGGUGAGUUUUCUGGAAAAGAAGGUGACAGAGCUGGAGAAUGACAGCCUGAGCAACGGGGACCUGAAGAGCAAGCUGAAGCAGGAGAACACACAGCUGGUGCACAGGGUGCACGAACUGGAGGAGAUGGUGAAGGAUCAGGAGACCACGGCCGAGCAGGCCCUGGAGGAGGAGGUUCGGCGCCACCGUGAGGCCUACAGCAAGCUGGAACGGGAGCGCAGCACGGAGAUCGAGCUGCUGAAUACCAGGGUGCAGCAAUUAGAGGAAGAAAAUACGGAGCUUAGGACGACAGUGACUCGGCUGAAGUCGCAAACAGAGAAGCUGGAUGAGGAGCGGCAGCGCAUGUCCGACCGGCUGGAGGACACCAGCCUGCGGCUCAAGGAUGAGAUGGACCUGUACAAGCGCAUGAUGGACAAGCUGCGGCAGAACCGCCUUGAGUUCCAGAAGGAGCGGGAGGCGACGCAGGAGCUCAUCGAGGACUUGCGCAAGGAGCUGGAGCACCUGCAGAUGUACAAGCUGGACUGCGAGCGGCCGGGCAGGGGCCGCGGCUCGUCCUCCGGCCUGGGCGAGUUCAAUGCCAGGGCCCGAGAGGUGGAGCUGGAGCAUGAGGUCAAGCGGCUCAAGCAGGAGAAUCAUAAGCUGCGGGACCAGAACGACGACUUGAACGGGCAGAUCUUGAGCCUCAGCCUCUACGAAGCGAAGAACCUCUUUGCCACCCAGACCAAAGCCCAGUCGCUGGCUGCGGAAAUAGACACGGCCUCUCGUGAUGAGCUCAUGGAAGCCCUAAAAGAGCAGGAGGAGAUCAACUUCCGGCUGAGGCAGUACAUGGACAAGAUUAUCCUUGCCAUCCUGGACCACAAUCCCUCCAUCCUCGAGAUCAAGCACUGAGACGAGGGGCCUGGCUGCAGAGCGGCCUCGGGACCCCUGGACCCCGGGAUUAAGGGCCAGAUCCUGCCUGAGGAUGCGGCCCAGGCCGGGCUCCCACGCACACUGUAAAUGUGUCUCUGGCCACGGUGGUGUAACGUGUACUGGUGUGUAUGUGGGGAGGCCAUGCGCACAGCAAGGGGUGAGCGUGGGCCGUGGCCGCGGGCGCCAUCUGUGCUGUUAGCCGUCCUUGCACUUUGUGGUCCCUUUGCGUGGGGCAGAGGGUCCCCGAGGUGGGCGGCGGCGAGGUCGGCAGUCAGGAGUUACUGUAACGAUGAGAGCUAGAAGCUUGUGUUUCAGAUACUGGAUAAAAUGAUUCUACCUCUGGGGACCAGGAUUAAAAAGUACUCUAGUGAGACAGGCUCUUCCACCACAUCCCUGUUUCCCCCUGGGAGUGGGAGCAAAAUUCCCAUCUUUUCCAGGAGUUCAAAUGCCUCACCAACCUCUUCGGCCACCUUUCAGGCCCAGGUGCUUGAGCUCGGAGAGGAAGAAGGAGCGUAUGGGGGGAACGCGUAGGGGCCCCUCACGAGCCCCCCCACCCCCAGCCGGCAGCCCGUGUGAGGCUGUGCACAGUGUGUCCCAAGGACUCAGGUUUGUGGAGGAGCUGGAGGGGGCGACCUUCAUCCUGAGAAUUCUUGGCGUUCUGAGAGUUCCCCGCAAACUUCUCCAUCCCUGCUCACCUACCUCUCCCUCUCUGUCUUUUUUGUUUUUUAAGACACUGAAAAAUGAGCAGCGUUCACCUGGGUGUACAUGAAGGGUUAAAAGAAAGGGGGAAGGAGGCUGGGGACAGUCUAAGGCACGCGUUGGCGUUGGGCAACCAAAGACACGAUUUUCAGGCGGGAGCACGCUCAGGUCCCUGUCAGCAUCCUUUCCUGUGGAUGCCUUUUAAGAGAGGGCAUGGAUGGACCCUCUCGACAGCUCCCUCGGGCUAGAAGUGGGCCUUGCUUACCUGUCCCUGGGAAUGGCCUUGGGUUUGGAUUUUCAGAAUCCAAGCUCUGGGCUUGGCUCAGUUGGGUGGUGAGGGCCCCGUGUUCCAGCCUUUAGAAACACACCUGUACUCGGGUCUCAGCCAGGGGAACGCCGUGCUGGUGGGAGAGACGGUUGGGGAAGUUGCAGGGAAACCUUAGUCUUCCAUCCUGGUGACACGUGGUGGAAAUUCACCCUCUGGAUCUUUCAUGUGAUGUUUGGUUCUAGGUGGCUGGGAGUAGAUACGGUACUUCCCUUUGAGUUUUCCAGUGUGUCUCAGUUUUGUAUGGCUUGUGAAUUGUUUCCUUAAUCCAAAUACAUAUAAACAAUGUAUGGUCUUAUUUUC